UCACAUCAUUCGUGUGCGUUCUGCCGGAAUCUACUAUGGCCAAAUUCGUCUACCUUGCCCUUUGCUGUCUCGUCUCAGCAAUUGCUGAGGAGAUAGCGAACACGGAUUCGCCUGGCGCAGUAGAAACGAGCAAGGAGGCCGUCGAGGAAAGAGGCUAUCUAGGAGGUCACGGAGGUGGAUACGGAGGGGGUUUAGGCGGUGGAUACGGAGGAGGCCUCGGCGGCGGCUACGGUGGGGGUUAUGCCUCCGGCGGCAACAGAUACGGCUCUCAAGCCCAAGCGGGUGGUUACAAUCAGGGUGGCAAUCAGUAUGCCAACAAGAACCAGUACAACAAUGCGGCUGGCUUCAAGAAUACCCACGGAUACCGCGAGCAACAGGGCUUCAAUAAGCAAUCGAACAAUCAGUACGGGAGUGGGUUCAACUCGAACGCUGGCGGGUACAACCAGCAGCAAGGUGGCUUCGGCCAGACAGGCAGCAGCUACGGUCAGCAACACGGCGGCCUCGGUUUCGGCCGUUGA
Messenger RNA from Galendromus occidentalis (western predatory mite), 518 nucleotides. RefSeq names its product glycine-rich cell wall structural protein 1.8. Lineage: Eukaryota; Metazoa; Arthropoda; Arachnida; Mesostigmata; Phytoseiidae. The coding region runs from base 36 to 518 and encodes 160 amino acids. The record is from RefSeq and is a predicted model, not a curated record. The transcript is spliced from 3 exons.